GAUAAGAGCGCGCCGCGGGCGGGAGGCUGGCCCGGGCCCCGCGAUGUCGCCCGCGCUGCUGAGCCUGGCCGCGCUGUGCUGGGGAGCCGCGUCCCCCGAGCCCACGAUUCAGUGUGACUCUGAACCCGGACCGUCUCCAGAGUGGAUGGUCCGACACACUCUGACCCCGGGAGACUUGAGGGACCUCCAGGUGGAACCUGUUAAAAGCAGUGCUGCAAUGGAGGACUAUUCAAUUUUGAUGAAUGUAAGCUGGAGACUCCGGGCAGAUGCCAGCAUUCGCUUGUUGAAGGCCACCAAGAUCUGUGUGACAGGCAAGGGCAACCACCAGUCCUACAGCUGCGUGAGGUGCAACUACACAGAGGCCUUCCAGACUCAAACCAGACCCUCUGGUGGCAGAUGGACGUUUUCCUACAUAGGCUUUCCUGUAGAGCCCAACACACUCUACUUCAUUGGAGCCCACAAUAUCCCCAACGCAAAUAUGAAUGAAGACCCCCCUUCCAUGUCUGUGAACUUCACCUCAGCAGGCUGCCUAGACCACAUAAUGAAAUACAAAAAAAAGUGCAUCGAGGCAGGAAGUCUGUGGGAUCCAGACAUCACUGCUUGUAAGAAGAACGAGACGACGGUAGAAGUGAAUUUUACAACCAGCCCCCUUGGAAACAAAUACAUGGCUCUCAUCCAAAAUAACAUUGUAAUUGGCUUUUCUUACAUGCUGGAGAACCAACCCCCAACUCGAGCUUCGGUGGUGAUCCCAGUAACCGGGGAAAGUGAAGGUGCUGUGGUCCAGCUGACUCCGUAUUUCCAUACUUGUGGCAAUGACUGCAUCCGACGCAAAGGGACAGUUGUGCUUUGCCCACAAACAGGCAGAAGCAUAUUGGGUGGCUGGCUGCCUCUCUUCCUCUCAGCUCUGCUAGUAGCCACAUGGGUGCUGGUGGUUGUGAUCUAUCUAAUGUGGAAGCAUGAAAGGACCAAGAAGGCUUCCUUCCCUACUACCACGCUACUGCCCCUCAUUAAGGUUCUUGUGGUCUACCCAUCUGAAAUAUGUUUCCAUCACACAGUUUGUUACUUCACUGAAUUUCUUCAAAAUCAUUGCAGAAGUGAGGUUAUCCUUGAAGAAUGGCAGAAAAAGAAAAUAGCUGAGAUGGGUCCAGUGCAGUGGCUUACCACUCAGAAGAAAGCAGUUGAUAAAGUCAUCUUCCUUCUUUCCAAUGAUGUCAGCUCCAGUUGUGAUAACACCUGUGGCCAGAGGGAGGGCAGCCUGCAUGAGAGCUCCCAAGACCUAUUCCCCCUGGCCUUUAACCUCUUCUGCAGCGAUCUGAGAAGCCAGACUCCUCUUAACAAAUACAUGGUAGUCUAUUUUAGGGAUGCUGAUACCAAAGACGAAUACAGUGCGCUCAGUGUCUGCCCCAAGUACCACCUCAUGAAGGAUGCUGCUGCUUUCUGUACAGAACUCCACGUCAAGCAGCCAGUGUCAGGAGGAAAGAGACUGACGGCCUGUUUCCUAUAGCCCACCCAUGAGAAAUGAGGGGCCUUGAAGCCUUCUUACCCACAGGGGGAAAGUAUCUCAGAUGAUUCUGAAGGUUCCUGUAUGGGCUACAUGCAGGAAAUAUUUUAUAUACACCUGCUUUAUGUAGCAAGAAAAAUAGGAUUCAAAACAAUACAUAUGCCUUAGUUUAAUUAGAACUUUUAUGCCAACGAAACUGUUACAAAUACUAACUACUGUUGCAUUAACUGAAGGACAGAAACUAAAUUUAUAAAGCUAAAUCAACUUCAUACCUAAAAGUCAAGGAGACUUAAAAUGCAGAACUAAAACCACUGAUAACAACAAAGCAUCUUCCAGGAGAACAUCCAGUCUUGAAUAGCCCACGCACUGCACUGUAAGCAAAAUUAUUUAUUUCUGUGACAUUCUGAACUUGUUAGUGAAUACCAAAUUUAAGAAAACCUCUGCUCCUUCACUAGUAACUUCAUAGGCAAAAAACCCUCUAUUAUAUACAAAAGCUAUUUUAAAGAAAACAGAAUAAGUAAUAACAAGCUGAACUCCUCUUUGCUGACCAGAUGAUGUAGUAUAUGUAUAGCCAUUUGUAUUAUCUGGCACUUGCAUAGGACCUUCCUGCCCUGAACUAGAUUCAUGUCCUAUCUGAUUCUUGUACAGGUGACUUUUAACAUGAAUACCAACAUCCAUUACCUGCAGACCUAAUGUCUACUUUGGCCCAGUUAUCUUUAAGAGGUUAUUGUAAGUGUUCAGAGUUUCUUGGUGAAUAUGUAACUUUUCCUGUUCAAAACACAAUUCCUGCUCCUUCAAAAGUCAGCCCUCUUGAAAUAAUUAGGCUUUUUAUAAAUGGAAUUAUAAUGGUUUGCCUGAAUAAAAAAUUACCAAGAGCUAGAAAUGUAUGGUAUUUAAAGUCUCCCAACUUCUUUUUAUAAAAGAAUCUUUUUUUUAACGCAGAGAUUACCAAGAGGCCAUUUAUAUUAGCACACAAUUUUUCUAGGAAUGCUUGUCUCUCUCACACAGUGCAAUACUGAAUCUGCCCUAGAAUGGGGAUCAGCUUUUGGUGGAUAACUUUUAAAAUGUAUUUGUGAAGUGUUAAAGCUAACCUUAAAGGGACAGGUGUUACAGAUAAAAUAAAAACCAAAAUAAGGAAGCACAGAAUGAAAACUCACCAUGUCCAACUUCACAAGCAGACACUUGGUAAUGGUGAGGCAAUAUGUUUAAUGUGGUUAAACUCACCUACUUGUCAUGAACAGUUUUCAAGGCGCUUUUAAGUGCUAGUAACAAAAGACGGACAAAGCUUAUGUCAAAACUUGGACCAGAAACCAACUUCCUCUGAAUCAGUAUCUACCAGUUAUAAGGGUAAUAGGUUACUAUGUAAAAAACCAAUUAUACACAAAAUACAUUUUGCUUUUGGAACUAGGUAGACAUUAAUAAAUUGGGGUGAAACAGUGCAGAAAAAUAAAAUCAAUAUUGUAUAAAUUUAUUUUGUUAAAAUUUUUAAAAAAUAAAGAGUACACAAUCUUAAGAUUUAAGGCACAUAUCUUCAAUAAUACCAAACAAGGUAAAAAUCAUUGUUCCUCACCUGAGCAGGUAUUUAGAAUAUUCCUUGUUAUGCAAAAUGUUCUAGGACCAGUAUUUCUUCAGGCGCUGAGAUUUCUAACCAUCCUACUCUUUCUAUAUUGUACUUUUACCCUCCACCUCUUAAUCUCUUAUCUCUACCUUUGUCUCUCACCUCCCUCAUCCGAGUCUCACUCCCAUCUCCAGUUCUGGAUAAGCAGAUGGUGGAAGCAGACUCCCAGCAGGGAGUGGCAGGAAUCAGGCAAUUUCCCAGGUCUCUUCUGUCUCCACACAGUACUUUCUUUUCCUCUGGCCAGGGGCUUGGAAGGCUUCCCCAAGGCCUGGACCGCUGGUGCUAAUACCGGUUUAUAUUUAGAUUUUGCUUCAGAUGGUUCAGAUUCAGGUCAAAUGAUCAUACCAAGCAUAAAGAGUUCUGAAACCUUUCUCUUAGUUCCUUUAAGGAAAACUGGGGGCUUGAUGAUUAAAUUAGUAGUGAUUAGAGCAGUCACCUUUACUUAUCGGUACAACACAAGUUAACUCUACAUUACACCUGAGUUGUUUCUAUUGGGCUUGAAGAAGGAAACAAGUUUUCAGUUUUUGUUCUGUUUUGGCCAGAUAAGGACUGUUUUCUUUCCCUAAGCCUACCCUGAAGCAUGUGAGUAACAAAAGCCAACCAGCCCAGCCUUAAAUCUUUGCCUCUGGAAAUCCAGAGCUCAACUGGUCAGUCUUUUUUAUAAUCCAACAGAAAAAGAAAAGAAGAACAUUUUUUUUCCCUAUUUGGAAUUCUAAGACCACACGAGUCCCAACAUGUGUGCCUGCUGUAACACGAGGGAAAUGGCAUGACCACACAGCUGUAAGGAGUCAAGUACCCAAGUCACGCUC
Molecule: messenger RNA, 3928 nt
Organism: Nyctereutes procyonoides (raccoon dog)
Lineage: Eukaryota; Metazoa; Chordata; Mammalia; Carnivora; Canidae
Gene: IL17RB
Product: interleukin 17 receptor B
Exons: 11
Coding region: 44-1504 (486 amino acids)
Molecular function (GO): interleukin-17 receptor activity
Source: RefSeq, a predicted model, not a curated record